This is a messenger RNA of Tauraco erythrolophus (red-crested turaco), 381 nucleotides long. Lineage: Eukaryota; Metazoa; Chordata; Aves; Musophagiformes; Musophagidae. The record is from RefSeq and is a predicted model, not a curated record.
AUGGGUGACAGCUGGGGUCCUGCAGGGUCCCAUCCUGCCCAGCCCCAGCACCCCUCUGCCCCGGGGGCUGCACGGGCUGGGAACCGGCGCUCACCUUCCUCUGGAGCUGCCUCCGGCUGCUUCGUCCCCCACCGCCUCUUCCUCCUGAAGCGCAGCUGCGUGGACCCGGCCCCCUCUUCCUGCCCCAUGGCAUCGCUCUCCGGUCCCACGGCUGCGCCCGGUGCCCCCGGCUCUGCCAGCACCUCUGCCCCUUCCUCACCCACUGGCAGCAGGGGGGACGCUGCUUCCUCCCGCCUCUCCUCCUCCUCCUCCUCCUCCGCCCGCUCCACCUCCGCUUUCUUCUUGGGGAAGGGGUCCUCCUCGUGGUCCCACAGCCCGUAG